UGCCAGCCCAGAAGCCUCUAAGCCUCCUAAUCUCCCCCUGAGCCCUCAGCGUUCAUGAAGCGUAUUCUCCUGGUUUUGACUGUUAGCCUGCUCCUGGCCCAGGUUACCCAAGCCAGGCACUGCUGGAAAAAGUUGGGAAGGUGCAGAACAACGUGUAAAGAUAGUGAAGUAUUCUACCUCUUAUGCAAUGAUGAGACUAAGUGUUGUGUCAACCCCAAGCAUGUACCUGUCAAAACUAGAUCCUUGCCGCCAACCGGAAGCCUGGAGUAACUUCUGCAGUCUGGCCCAUCUCGCCCGACUUUGAGCCCAACGUCAUCGGAGCCCACGGCUCUACUAAAUCAUUCUCGACUGUCCCAUUUGUGUCUGGUAGCUCCGCCUCAUUGAACUUACAAAUCAAGAACAAAGAGAGGUGUGCGUGCAGAGUCAGCACUGCCAGGAGAAUUUUCUAUAAUGAUGGAAACAUCCCAGCUCCGCGGUGUCCAAUAUGGUAGCUACUAGCCACGUGUGGCUGUUGGCCAUUUGAGAUGUGGUGAGUGAGUGGGUGGAGACGCCUGUUGCAUCCUUGUUUGUAAUGCAAAAGGAAAACCCCAGAACAUUCUAAAUGCCCAUUAGCCCGGAAAUGAAGUAUGCAUACCGAUGACCACUACGUCUCACUUAAAAAAGAGGAUGUCAAUCUACCUAACGCUGCAAGACAUAUUGUGGGGUGAAAAAAAGAAAGACGUCCCCUGAAAUAGAAACCAAAACAUCAACCAAUGCUAUGUUUUCUAAAGAGAGGCCCAGGCACAAGGAGGGUAGCUAGAUUGGAUGGUCUCAGGAGGAAUGGGAUGAAGAGUUUAGCUUCAAGUUCAGGAGAGGAGUUGCCUGCCAUUUGGAGGUGUUAAAUCUCCACACAACCAGGAGAAAAGAUGGGGGUUCGGCUCCAAGGGUGUUUGAUAAAACACCCUGAGGUGAUAAGUGUUUGGACAGGAUUGCCAGCAUGGAGGUCAUCACUGUGGAGACAGCCACCAUGGCUCUGGUCCUGGGACCAGCAACCUUUGCCUCCAUGUUGGGUAUGACAGCCCCGGUGAGGAACAGUUCUCCAGUGCCCAGAGCCGCUCAAUGAACGGUUAGCGGAAUUCAUCAGCAAUACCUUGAGCAUGAGAAGCAAGAGAAAUGAAGAUCAUCAUCAUCGAGUAAGGAUCAAGUUCCUCCUCAUUUACCAAAAUCAUGGGGUCCUAGUAGGAUCAAGUGGAGGAAGGCAGGACACCCCAACGACAACUGCCAUUGGACACCUCACCAGCUUUGCAAGUGGUAUCUUGGAGCUGAAUUUAAAAUGCAUACACAGAUGGGGCACCUGGGUGGCUCA
This is a messenger RNA of Lynx canadensis (Canada lynx), 1345 nucleotides long. It is a transcript of the gene DEFB121, whose product is annotated as defensin beta 121. Bases 55 to 270 code for a protein of 71 amino acids. The record is from RefSeq and is a predicted model, not a curated record. NCBI's taxonomy places the organism in Eukaryota, Metazoa, Chordata, Mammalia, Carnivora, Felidae. The transcript has 4 exons. Gene Ontology annotation, cellular component: extracellular region. Gene Ontology annotation, biological process: innate immune response.